AUGGCCCCCUCCUCAUAUUCAUCAGCAGCAGCGACAGCACUACUGACGCUGCGGUAUGCUAGCCUCGAAGAUGUGGCGCAGGAUCUGGACAUGGUGAUCCAGUCGUCGUCGCAGGGCGAGUGGUCGUGGGAGGGUGCAAGCGAGGAGGAAAGCCGGAAGUGGAUCGAUUUCAUUCAAGACCCAGUGUCAGUGCCCGAGUCAGACACAGCGGGUCUAGCAGGAAAACUCAAUGUGGUUGAUGGGGUCAGUCUGAUGUUCUGCCUUCUCUCACACCCUCACGGGCAGGAGGCGGAAGGCGGGAGAGAAGCAGUGGUCGACGUGUCCGCGCCGACACUUGCAACCAACGACGUCACUCGCAUCAAGAAAGCGGUGCUCGAUCGCUCCCACCAAUGGCGUACAGACGGCGUCGAGUCGCUCUUCCUUUUCGACCUGGUCACCACCGCACAGACGCUCGCUGCUGACCUCACCGCGUCCUCCGAAUCCACCCUCGACGCACCGCACACCUCUCCCGACACCCGCACGACCGAUGCACACCCCGCCCACAUCGAGCUCGCACGCGCCCUCUUCUGGUCCCACCACCUCAAGGCCCCGUCCAAGCUCAAAGACUUUAACAACUGGUGUCCCGAACUCUCCAUCUGGGGUGUUGUGCGCGUCGGCUAUCCGGGCUAUCUCUGCUUCGAGGGCGAAGCAGAGGCGGUGGAGGAGAUGGUCAAGAGGGUCAAAGGGCUGCAGUGGCACGCUAUACAGCUGCGCGUGGAUAAGAGGUGGACUUGGAUGAGUGAUGAGAGGAAGCAAGGGGCGAGGGAAGGACGCAGCGCGCGGGAGCAGGCACUGCUGUCGUGUGCGUUGGCACAGGAGCAUCCGGAUAACGUGUUUGUGGGGCAAGGGGCAGAGGCCAAAGUCCGGACCGGUUGUCAGGUUAUUGAAACACUCGGUGACCUGGUCACGCGAUUGCGGCGGUGCAGACUGAGCGAAGAAGAGAUCGAAGAAGCGCUGGGGAUCCGUAUGAGCAACAGCAACAGCAACAGCAAUCAAUGA
Molecule: messenger RNA, 1038 nt
Organism: Sporisorium graminicola
Lineage: Eukaryota; Fungi; Basidiomycota; Ustilaginomycetes; Ustilaginales; Ustilaginaceae
Exons: 1
Coding region: 1-1038 (345 amino acids)
Source: RefSeq, a predicted model, not a curated record